Messenger RNA from Spodoptera exigua (beet armyworm), 1933 nucleotides. The record is from the annotation of a GenBank genome assembly. NCBI's taxonomy places the organism in Eukaryota, Metazoa, Arthropoda, Insecta, Lepidoptera, Noctuidae.
AAAACGGGCACAGAUGAGAUCAAAACAAAUCGUUUGAAUAUUUUGUUUAUUUUUAUUAUUUAGGAUCGAAUGUAUGUGAAAGUAAUUAAUCCGUCCAUUUAUAACAACUUCGGAAUGAACUUAGUGAAGUUUCUUGCUAUAGAAUAUUAACGGUUCAGUGUUUGAAUGUAUAAAACCGCUAAUAUUCCCGUUACUCGGUGUUCGUGAUUUCAUAUCCACGUCAGAAGUGAAUUGGUGGUAAAAUGGGUCGUUCCAAAGGAUAUCAGGAUUUAGAUGACAGCCACAUUAGGCCCCGGUCCCCGGGCCCGCCCAUGCCUCCACCUCAAGAAAUUGAAAUGGCAUCAGUCUCUGUUGUCCCUGAUGACACUUUCACCGUCACUCAGGCAGUGAAUGCUCUAGGAUUUGGCUGGUUUCAAGUUAAACUUUCUCUCUUCACUGGACUCUGCUGGAUGGCAGACUCGAUGGAAAUGACUAUAUUGAGCAUUCUAUCACCAGCAUUGCAUUGUGAAUGGAAUAUUAGCAAGUAUCAACAAGCUUUAACCACUACAAUAGUAUUCAUGGGAAUGAUGCUCAGUUCAACAUUCUGGGGUAACAUCAGUGACCGUUAUGGAAGGAAGACAGCUCUAAGCAUGUGUGGUGUACUUCUGUUCUAUUAUGGUCUGCUAAGUUCUAUAGCCCCAAAUUUCCUCUGGCUGUUAUUUCUAAGAGGUCUUGUUGGGUUUGCUAUAGGAUGCGUGCCACAAUCUGUCACAUUAUAUGCUGAGUUUUUGCCGACGAAGCAGAGGGCUAAAUGUGUUGUGCUUCUUGAUUGUUUCUGGGCUCUCGGUGCGUGUUUAGAAGUCGCUUUGGCGCUGGUAGUGAUGCCAACGCUAGGUGUUCAUUGGCUCCUUGCUCUGUCAACUAUACCGCUACUGUUCUUCGCUCUAAUAUGCCCUUGGCUUCCUGAAUCUGCAAGAUAUCACGUCGCCUCAGGCGAGCCGGAUAAAGCUCUGGCUACUUUAGAACAGAUAGCCCAAGAUAAUGGCAGGCCGAUGUUGCUAGGACGUCUAGUCUGCGACGAUUCCGUGGGGAUUGGGCAGCGCGGCCGGCUCAAGCAUCUCCUCAUACCGCAUCUAAGGAACACCAGCUUAUUACUCUGGUUUAUAUGGAUGUCAUGUGCAUUUUGUUACUACGGUCUAGUACUUAUGACGACGGAGCUGUUCGAGACGGGCCCCAGCGGCCUGGAGGAGCCCUGCGCCGCCGACUGCCGGCCGCUGCAGACCACGGACUACAUGGACCUGCUGUGGACUACACUCGCUGAGUUUCCCGGUAUAUUCGCCACGAUAUUCAUCAUAGAAAAAUAUGGACGCAAGAAAACAAUGGCUACACAAUUCGUUAUAUUUGCGAUGUGCGUCUGUGUCCUCAUUUAUAAUGGAAAUCGAACAUUCCUCACAUGCAUACUAUUUCUCGCCAGAGGCAUUAUAGCGGGAUUAUUUCAAGCUGCUUACGUUUAUACGCCAGAGGUGUACCCGACGGCUCUUCGGGCGACCGCAGUUGGCGCCUGCAGUGCUGUCGCACGACUAGGAGCUAUGGUCACACCAUACGUGGCACAGGUCCUGUUGAAAAACUCAAUAGUGAUAGCAACGAGUGUGUACUCUCUAGUGGCCGUAUUAGCGGCCGUCGCGUGCCUCGCACUGCCCAUAGAGACUAAAGGCAGGGAGAUGAGAGACACAGUCACUGUAACAAACUAGAGAAACAGAGGUUACCCAAACACAUUCAAGUUUUAUAUAUAUGUUUAAGGACUGAUUUUUCAAUGGUUAGAUAUAAGUUAUCUGGGGAAUAAUUAUGAUGCUGUCGCGUCAGAACGUUUGUAUAAGACAAUUUUAUUCCCUUAGACAACAUUUAUCUGACUAUUGAAAAAUCAGAUAUCGUAACACGGUUUUUACAUUGUUAC